GUGUCGCCUGAGGGUGCUGCUGACCAUGGCUGCUUCGGGCCCGGAACCCCGGUUUUUGCUCCUGCUGCUGUUGCUGCUGCCGCCGCUGCCCCCUGUGACUUCUGCCUCCGAUCGACCCCGGGGCUCGAACCCUGUCAACCCAGACAAAUUGCUGGUGAUCACUGUGGCUACGGCAGAGACAGAGGGCUACCGGCGUUUUCUGCAGUCUGCAGAGUUCUUUAACUACACCGUACGGACCCUGGGCCUGGGACACGAGUGGCGAGGAGGUGAUGUCGCUCGAACAGUUGGUGGAGGCCAGAAGGUCAGGUGGCUAAAGAAGGAAAUGGAGAAGUACGCGGAUCGGGAAGACAUGAUCAUCAUGUUUGUAGACAGCUACGAUGUGAUUCUGGCCAGCAGCCCGACAGAGCUGCUGAAGAAGUUUGUCCAGAGUGGCAGUCACCUGCUGUUCUCUGCCGAGAGCUUCUGCUGGCCCGAGUGGGGGCUGGCCGAGCAGUACCCUGAGGUGGGCACGGGCAAGCGCUUCCUCAACUCUGGUGGAUUCAUUGGCUUCGCCCCGACCAUCCAUCAAAUUGUCCGUCAGUGGAAAUACAAAGAUGACGAUGACGAUCAGUUGUUCUACACGCGCCUGUACCUGGACCCAGGGCUGCGGGAGAAGCUCAAGCUUAAUCUGGACCAUAAGUCCCGGAUCUUCCAGAACCUCAAUGGAGCCUUAGAUGAAGUGGUCUUAAAGUUCGACCAGAAUCGUGUGCGCAUCCGAAACGUGGCGUACGACACUCUCCCUGUUGUGGUCCAUGGAAACGGUCCCACCAAGCUCCAGCUCAACUACCUGGGGAACUAUGUCCCCAAUGGCUGGACUCCCCAGGGAGGCUGUGGAUUCUGCAACCAGAACCAGAGGACACUCCCGGGGGGGCAGCCUCCCCCCCGGGUGCUUCUGGCCGUGUUUGUGGAGCAGCCUACCCCCUUCCUGCCUCGAUUCCUGCAGCGCCUACUGCUCCUGGAUUACCCCCCAGACAGGAUCUCUCUCUUCCUCCAUAACAACGAGGUGUACCAUGAGCCUCACAUUGCAGACGCCUGGCCGCAGCUCCAGGACCACUUCUCAGCUACAAAGCUAGUAGGGCCAGAGGAAGCCCUGAGCCCCGGCGAGGCCAGGGACAUGGCCAUGGAUAACUGUCGGCAGGACCCCGAGUGUGAGUUCUACUUCAGCCUGGAUGCUGAUGCUGUCCUUACCAACCCAGAGACCCUGCGCAUCUUGAUUGAACAAAACAGGAAGGUAAUAGCCCCCAUGCUUUCCCGCCAUGGCAAACUCUGGUCCAACUUCUGGGGUGCCCUGAGCCCCGAUGAGUACUAUGCCCGCUCCGAAGACUAUGUGGAACUGGUGCAGCGGAAGCGAGUGGGCGUGUGGAAUGUGCCCUACAUAUCCCAGGCAUAUGUGAUCCGCGGGGAGACCCUGAGGACAGAGCUGCCCCAGAAGGAGGUGUUCUCAGGCAGUGACACUGACCCAGACAUGGCUUUCUGCAAGAGCCUACGGGAUAAGGGCAUCUUCCUCCACCUCAGCAACCAGCAUGAGUUUGGCCGGCUGCUGGCCACUUCUCGCUAUGACACUGACCACUUACACCCAGACCUCUGGCAGAUCUUUGACAACCCUGUGGACUGGAAAGAACAGUACAUUCAUGAGAACUACAGCCGGGCCCUGGAUGGGGAGGGGCUGGUGGAGCAGCCCUGCCCAGAUGUGUACUGGUUCCCCCUGCUGACGGAGCAGAUGUGUGACGAGCUAGUGGAGGAGAUGGAGCACUACGGCCAGUGGUCUGGAGGCCGGCACGAGGAUUCCAGGUUGGCUGGAGGAUACGAGAAUGUGCCCACUGUGGAUAUCCACAUGAAGCAGGUGGGGUACGAAGACCAGUGGCUUCAGCUGCUGAGGACAUAUGUGGGGCCCAUGACCGAGUACCUGUUCCCUGGCUAUCAUACCAAGACACGGGCAGUGAUGAACUUUGUGGUCCGCUACCGGCCAGAUGAACAGCCCUCACUUCGGCCGCACCACGACUCGUCCACCUUCACUCUCAACGUUGCCCUCAACCACAAGGGCGUGGACUAUGAGGGAGGUGGCUGCCGCUUCCUGCGCUAUGACUGCAGAAUCUCAUCCCCAAGAAAGGGCUGGGCUCUCCUGCACCCUGGCCGCCUCACACACUACCACGAGGGGCUGCCUACCACCCGGGGCACUCGAUACAUCAUGGUGUCCUUUGUUGACCCCUGACACUCAACCAGUCUGCCAAACCUCUGCCAUUGUGCCUUGUUGGGCUCCGGGGGUGCCGUUCUCGGAGAGAGGGGGCCCAGCUCUUCUCAUUUCCUGAGCGUGUCUGUGUGCCUGGCACGGAAUGUUCUGCCCUCAGCGUCCCUCUCAGGAGGUCCCUGGAGUCUGCCACCUUCCUACCGACCCGAUGGACUCAGGGACAGUGGACUUUCGUUGUUUUAUUUUUUGUUUUUUUUCGAGACAGGGUUUCUCUGUGUAUCCCUGACUGUCCUGGAACUCACUCUGUACACCAGGCUGGCCUCGAACUCACAGAGAUCCGUCUGCCUCUCCCUCCCACGUGCUGGGAUUAAAGGCGUGCACCACUGCUGCCCAUGGGAGUGGACUUCUGAGGGUUCCCUGAUAAAUUAUUGAGCUUCCUCAGCCUCACAUUAAAUAAAAGGGUCUUUGUA
Alexandromys fortis (reed vole) is the source of this 2697-nucleotide messenger RNA. RefSeq names its product procollagen-lysine,2-oxoglutarate 5-dioxygenase 3 (gene Plod3). Gene Ontology annotation, cellular component: endoplasmic reticulum. Gene Ontology annotation, biological process: peptidyl-lysine hydroxylation. The transcript has 19 exons. Lineage: Eukaryota; Metazoa; Chordata; Mammalia; Rodentia; Cricetidae. Gene Ontology annotation, molecular function: L-ascorbic acid binding; procollagen glucosyltransferase activity; iron ion binding. The coding region runs from base 26 to 2251 and encodes 741 amino acids. The record is from RefSeq and is a predicted model, not a curated record.